CGUUUUAUCGUUUGUGAAAUAAGCGGCGUUCUCUGAAAGGAUUACCCGUUGAGUUUGAAAGCGGCGUGUAAAGUUUUCACAGGUAUUGUUUUUGGUCGGAACGAGAAGUUGCGCUAUGUGACUCAGGCACUCGCAGGUGUGCAUUUGGAAAAGCUACCAGACUUAAUGUGGGGGCUGUCUCGAUCAUUGUAAAAAUAUUUAGUUGGGAAGACAUCACGAGAGACGAAUUUACCGCAAAAGUCGAUAAAGUUAACGAAGAAAAAGAAGGCGUCGUCAUCACUUCCCGGGUUCGUUCACUUCAAAUUGCGAGGAAAAAACUUUCACCUGUCAAAUUUGAAAAGCUUGUUCGGAGUUCUAGGAAAAACAAUUUGGAAAUCGCACCGUCCAGGUCAAGGGAGAUGGCUGUAAGUACUAAAACAACGCUCCCUAUGGUUGAGUACUCAAAGUUCUCGGAAAGGUUUCAAGCUUCGUUCUUGAUUAUCGUGAUUGCAGCUGCGUUAUUUGGUAACGGCUUCGUAUGCAUGGCUGUUUACUGGGUACGACGAUUGCAAGAUCUCAAACUUUUUCUUAUAUCCUUGGCCGUGUCCGAUAUUUUAGUUGUGAUAUUCUCCGCGCCGUUUCGUGUUUACUUUGCGUUCAACGUCAAUUGGGAUCUCGGGGAACACACUUGCAAAUUUUGGAUAUUUAUAGAUCUAUUGUGUAACACGGCAUCAAUCAUCAACCUGUCCCUCAUCUCCGCCGAUCGUUACCUCGCGUUGUCGCGGACUUUACGUUAUGCUACGAUCGUGACUUUCUCGCGUUGUUGCAAAGCAAUCCUGGCAGUUUGGUUGUACGCAUUCACGAUUGCAGUCUUGUCGUUCUUCACGUGGUCUUCGGACGGAAACUUUGUAUCGCAUCCUCAGUGUGCGAAACAGGACAAACUUUUUUACGCUUUUUCUCUUAUAUCAGGCAUUCUUGUGCCCAUGGUAAUACUAAUUGUCUUGUACUGCUUGGUGUUUAAAAUCGCCGUGAAACAACAACGCAAGAUAAUUCAAAAUCACAGCAAACCGCUUAUAGCCACAGUCGAAACGAAAGGGUCGAGAUCCGAAGCAAAGACUAGGCGCUUUACAAUUCGCGAGCUCAAAGCCACGAAAACUUUAAUAAUCGUUGUGGGAGCAUUUCUGAUCUGCUGGCUACCGAUUGUCGUUAUAAUGGUUAUGCAACAGUAUGCCAACAGUUAUGUUGAUACUCUGCCAAAGAAAACACAGGAGAUCCUUGGUUUGCUGUUUCUCUAUACUCUACCCUAUUUAAACUCGUGUCUAAAUCCUUACAUAUACACAUUUCAUAACGCCGAGUUUAGAGCGGUCUUCACGGAGACGUUUAGUAAACUUCUCCCCGCGUUCAAAUGUCUUUCGAGAAAAGAUGACGGAGACGAGCUGAAAGCUGUCGACACUGACGAAACUUGUUGAGUAUUGUCACAUAACGAGUGGCAAAGGGGUUUUUUUAAGGACGAGUUCCAAUUAUACGUUCAUUAAUGUGCGUGCGUAUGGUGUGAUAUUUGAUUCGUUGAUUAGAUAAAAAUGAAAAAAAAACUCGAAACGUUCCGUUUCCGACUACAUUAUACAACUUUGUACUAAUAAACGUAACAAUGCAGGGGGCGACUGUAUUUAGAUUUUUAUAAACUAAUCAUACUUAGUCAUAGUCACUUUGUAAGCUUCUUGCAUCAUUAUUGCUUCAUUAAAAUGUAAUCAUUGUUA
Messenger RNA from Xenia sp. Carnegie-2017, 1736 nucleotides. RefSeq names its product tyramine receptor 1-like. Gene Ontology annotation, biological process: G protein-coupled receptor signaling pathway. NCBI's taxonomy places the organism in Eukaryota, Metazoa, Cnidaria, Anthozoa, Malacalcyonacea, Xeniidae. Gene Ontology annotation, molecular function: G protein-coupled receptor activity. The record is from RefSeq and is a predicted model, not a curated record. Gene Ontology annotation, cellular component: membrane.